Molecule: messenger RNA, 855 nt
Organism: Rotaria sp. Silwood2
Lineage: Eukaryota; Metazoa; Rotifera; Eurotatoria; Philodinida; Philodinidae
Source: the annotation of a GenBank genome assembly
AUGCUACAACAGCAACAAUUGACUCGUAGUAGUGCUCGCACCUCGGCGUUAGAUCCGACAACAACUACCGACUUUGUUCAUGUGUGGUCAUCACGAAAAGACAUUGCUGAUCUGCGUGUCAAAUUUAUAUACCAGUGGAUUAUCGGAUGUGUUCCACUUUGGAUAUUCAUCUUUAUAAUGUGCGUGUUCUAUCUGGGUUCUGGACAUAAUCCGAAUCGAUACACGAACAAUCUAGAUGUUGCUAUAGUCGAUUUUGAUGGUGAACAAGCAGGUAGCUUCUCUCUCAAUGCUUUUCGAACUACACCACCUGGAAAUUUGACUCUUCACUGGGAAUACAAGAAUCCGAAUGACUAUGGCAAUAGUGUGAAUGAGGCUCAACAAGCUGUCGAUGAUGGACAAGUGUGGGCCAUUGUAGUACUUCGACCAAAUAUCACGUCAACUAUUAAUAAGUCUUUAUAUGCUCUGAUCAAUUCUACAACAUUGGUGACUUACCCAUUUGUUAAUACACCUCCUGUACUUGUUACCUAUGAUGAAGGACGAAACCCAUUUACUCAAAACGUUUUUGUAUUACCACCUAUUCGUGCAGCCAUUGCGACAGCCAACCAUCAGUAUAGUCAAGCACUUCGUACAACAAUCAGUUCCAUUUUAUCAUCUACAGCUUCUUCAAAUAGUAAUCGAACAUUGCAGCUGCAGAAUUCUCUAAGUCUUAAACAGCUCCUUGCCAAUCCAUUCGUUGUACAAUAUAAUAAUCUUCACCCUGCUCUUCCUUAUGUGGGUAUGUUUGAGUCUAAUAUUAUUGGAACUAAAAGAAAUCUUGAAAUUGCUGUCAAAAUUCUAAACUUGUUCUCUAAAUAA